UUAUGUUGUUCCAACUUAUGUUAUUGUUUCCUUCAAACAAAGGGUGGUCAUCAUCUAAUGAUAGAACAACAAAAGGUUUGAAUAUCUAUAUAUUUAUCAAUCAAUCUGCAGAUAACAAAAGAGAAAGAGAAAGAUGUCGAUUGAGCUGGAUGCAGACAACAACUUACAGGAUGAAAUUAGGGAGCCGUUAAUCAUCCCUGAAAGAAAGAUUCUCAUUUCAGAUGAUCCUCCUCAAGAACAAAAACAUCAAUGGAUGGUUUACAUGAGUACAAUUGCUGCUGUUUGUGGUUCCUAUGCAUUUGGAAAUUGUGCAGGUUUUUCCUCACCUGCUCAAGCAGCCAUUACAGAGGAUCUCAAUCUAUCUACAGCUGAGUACUCAUUGUUUGGCUCGAUAUUGACUUUUGGAGCCAUGAUUGGCGCAAUUACAAGUGGUCCAAUAGCCGAUUUCACUGGCCGCAAAGGGGCCAUGAGAGUUGCAGCUGCUUUCUGUGUAGCUGGAUGGUUAGCCAUUUACUUUGCACAGGGGACAAUUUCAUUGGAUAUAGGAAGAUUAGCAACAGGAUAUGGCAUGGGAGUCUUCUCCUUUGUGGUACCUAUUUUCAUUGCGGAGAUAGCACCCAAGAAUAUGCGAGGAGCACUGACAACACUAAAUCAGCUCAUGAUUUGUACUGGAGUCUCAGUGUCCUACAUAAUCGGGACAUUGAUAUCAUGGAGGGUUUUAGCAUUGACAGGACUGAUUCCUUGCGCUGUUCUAGUUAUCGGUCUCCUUUUCAUUCCAGAGUCCCCUAGAUGGCUAGCAAAGUUAGGACAUCAAAAAGAAUUUGAAACUUCACUGCAGAAACUACGAGGCAAAGAUGCUAAUAUUUCAGAGGAGACAGCUGAAAUCCAGGAUUACAUAAGAACACUUGAUGCGCUACCAAAAGCAAAAAUGCUGGAUUUAUUUGACAAAAGAUACUUGCGUUCAGUCACUAUUGGAGUUGGAUUGAUGGUCUGUCAACAAUUGGGAGGAAUCAAUGGGAUAUGUUUUUACGUAACCAGUAUCUUUCAGUCAGCAGGAUUUCCUUCAAACGUGGGGACUAUUAUCUACGCCGUUCUUCAGGUGGUAGUUACUGCACUAGGUGCAACCUUAAUUGACAAAGCUGGAAGAAAACCUCUUUUAUUGGUCUCAGGAUCAGGAUUGGUACUGGGUUGCUUUCUGGUAGCUGUUUCCUUCUAUCUUAAGGUUCAUGAAAUUGCACUCAAGGCAUCACCUAUAUUUGCUGUAGUUGGUAUAUUGGUAUACAUAGGAUCAUUCUCAAUAGGAAUGGGAGCAGUUCCUUGGGUCAUAAUGUCUGAAAUAUUUCCUAUAAAUAUUAAAGGAGUGGCUGGGAGCCUAGCGACGUUGGUUAAUUGGUUCAUUGCGUGGAUAGUGUCCUACACUUUCAAUUUCCUUAUGAGCUGGAGUUCUUAUGGUACCUUCAUUCUUUAUGGUGUGAUCAAUGCACUUGCAAUCUUAUUCAUAAUUGUAGUGGUUCCAGAGACAAAAGGCAGGACUUUGGAACAGAUACAAGCUUCCAUUAAUUCUUAGAAGUGAAGAGUGAAACUAAAUUUAUGAGAAACAUUGUCUUCAUAAUUUUUAUAUGUUAUAAUUUAUAAUAAAGCUCAAUCACUGAUUCUUGUGUUUGUUUGUAUUGUAACAUGAGUAGUGGAAUGAAAUGGAUACUUAAGUUUUAGUCACCA
Messenger RNA from Impatiens glandulifera, 1719 nucleotides. RefSeq names its product sugar transporter ERD6-like 7. Lineage: Eukaryota; Viridiplantae; Streptophyta; Magnoliopsida; Ericales; Balsaminaceae. Gene Ontology annotation, cellular component: membrane. Gene Ontology annotation, biological process: carbohydrate transport; transmembrane transport. The record is from RefSeq and is a predicted model, not a curated record. The transcript has 18 exons. Bases 134 to 1567 code for a protein of 477 amino acids. Gene Ontology annotation, molecular function: sugar transmembrane transporter activity.